GUGACGCGACGAUUUACCUGGAUUUUUACCUGUACUAUACAAAGGUGGGGAUAUAAUCAUAAUAACAUUCCAUAGAUUAUAGUGUAUUAUUUCGAAUUUUCAAAAUGUGGAUUUUUUUGUGAGAAAAAUGUGAACUUGGAAUAAUUUUGGACGUAUUUUAUUUAAGCUUUGUACAUAUCAUUUGUUUAUUUUCAUACAACAGUAUUUCAAAUUUGAAAUUGAUUGAUCAAACUAUAUAGGUAAUCCAAGAUGGCGUCUAAAAAUCAGGUAACAAUUAUUUAUAUGUGCCUGGAAUUGUUACUAUUUGUUUCGUUUAUUUUCACUGCAACUAUAUUUAAAGACAAUUUUGAACUUACGGUGCCAAGUAAUGCUAAAAUUGGACAUAUUAUCACCAAAUUAGGCUGUUUAGAAGACGAUAUAUCACUCAUACCGGAAGGAAGUCCACUGGAUGAGCAACUAUUUUCAAAACUAUUUUCUAUUGAAAGUGGAAAUCUAGUCGUAAAAAGUGAUAUUUCAUUAUAUGAAGGGACAUAUUUUUUGGUUUCCGCAUUUUCAAACAAUAACUGCUUCAGCAAUGUUGGAAAUAAACGGACGUUUGGCAUUUUUAUCAAAGAUUCCAAGGAUUAUAUGCAACUGGAGAAAAGAAUAUACCAUGGGGUCAUACCGAAAAGUUCUAAGCCUGGGCUUCUAGUUGAAGGACUAGAAAGUCUUGUCGGAUUAAUUAACUCAGAUGCUCAAAUUUCAUGUGACAUACAUGGUGACAGUUCAAACUUAUUUGAACUUGUAUCCUCUGGAAUCAAACUCAUUUCAAAACUUCCAACAGAAAGUAAAGCCUUAUAUUUCUCCCUUCAAUGUACGAACGGCAAAGGACAUGGACAUGCCGGUAUUUACAUUACUGUAGCAGACGACAAUCAGGGAAACAGUCUGCCACAGUUUCGCAAUAGUCUGUCACAGAAGACCAAUGUCGCCGUCCAACAGGACAAUCUUAUCCAAUCUUUCGACCAACAGUCACACCUUCGAGUCAGACGCCAGGCUGUAACACGCACGUUGUCCGUUCUGGAAGAUAAAACUGACAUCCUUACUCUAGAAAGUCCCCAACCAGGUGUUACCACCCUGCUAUGGUCAAUUUCUUCAGACGACACUGGCACUUUUAUAGUUAAUAACCUAGGCAAAGUUAGUGUAAAACCAGGGAAAAAACUCGACUACGAUUUUGGUCCACGGAAUUACAACAUACAGGUCCAGGUCAAAACAUCAGAUGGACAGCAAGUUCUGAAAACGUACCUAGUUGAUAUAACUGUUAAUGACGUGAAUGAUGAAGCCCCUCAAAUCACCAAUCAUCCUACGCCAUACCAAGCUGCUGUAGAAACUGUCUCCUCCAUAGGAACACAUGUAUACCAGCUGCUUGCCUAUGACCCAGAUACUACUGCUGAUGUUAAAUUCUAUCUUGAAGUGCCAAACGAUAACUUUGAUGUUGAACCCAAUACUGGAUGGAUAAAGACCAAAAAGACAUUAAGUAAUUUAGAUUCCUUUGUUGUCCGUGCAUAUGCACAGGAUACUGCUGCGACUGGUGCAGAACAGAAAAGUGGUAUCGUUACUGUUACUGUAUAUACUGGUAACCUUAAACCUCAGUUCAAUGAAACAGCUUAUCAAGCUAAAGUACAGGAGACCAAUCAAGCAGAUCAAACCUUUGACACAUUGUCAACAGAUGGCAAUAUUAGUUUGGUGUAUGCAAUCAAUUUCCAGAAAAAACUUGGAGGAACGACUACAUACACAGUGUUGGAUGGUUCUUCUAUCUCGGACAAGUUCAAAAUUGAUAAUGAUGGUAAAGGCGUUAUGUUGACGUCACUGAAUUAUGAAACAGACCCAAAAACGUUUUCACUGACAAUCCAAGCAGAGGACAGUUAUUCAAAGCUAAAAUCUACCGUUCCUCUGACAGUUUUUUUGGAGGACAAGAAUGAGUUUGAUCCAACCUUCACCUUAUCUACAUACACAGCCAGGGUCCCUGAAGAUCUAGCUAUCGGCCAAUCCAUACUGACAGAACAAGGAAUAGCUGUAACAGUCACUGCUAAUGAUGAAGAUUUAAACUCUAAACUGUCAUUUUGGGUCAGUGAACCAUUGUUUAGAGUAGUCUCGCUAAGUGAUAAUCAAGGGCAGCUGCAAGUUAACAGCACUUUGGAUUAUGAUCGUCAAACUAGUCAUCGAUAUGAAUUUGACAUUUAUGUUAAAGACGAUGGUGUACCAUCUCGUACAAGUCAGGCUAAGGUACUGAUUGAUCUGACCAAUGUCAACGAUGAAAAACCACAAUUCCAAGAUGAUAACAUGGUCACAACUAUCAAAGACAAUAUUGCUUCAGGAACAGAUGUAUAUUUGGUACAGGCCGUUGACCCUGAUGGUGAUAAAGUUACAUACAGUUUUGAAAAUAAUGCAAACGUGAAAGACAUUUUUCAAAUAAAUGGUCAGACCGGUCAAAUCACUGUCCAAGGCUCUGUUCCUACAAACAUUGAUCAGUAUAAUUUAAAGAUUUGGGCUACUGAUGACGGUAGUUGUUGUACAGCAGUCCGCCCAAAUCAGCGACAAGAAUCUACUGUUAUUGUUAAUAUUGUUGAUGCUGUUAACACCAAGCCAUCUUUUACUGAUUGUAGUUCAUACCGACCAAAAGUUCUAGAGAAUGAACCUGCUGGUACUUCUGUUUUUACUGUUUCAGCAACAGAUAACAAUAGAGGUGACAAUGGGGUUGUAGAGUAUUUUGCAGUGACUGAUAGUCAGACAGUUUAUUUUACUAUAAAUCAGACGACAGGGGAAGUAACCACAGUCAUGUCACUUGAUAGAGAAAGUUUUGGAUCUCGUUAUCUUUUCUUCACUGUGCGUGCUGUUGACAAGGGCCAGCCACCUGGUGACGAUUAUUGUACUUUCCCCAUUACUAUUGAUGAUAAGAAUGACAAUAAUCCUGAAUUUGGAGCAGCUCAAUAUGCUGGAAAUGUUUUAAAAACUGCUGCGGCUGAUACAGUUGUGAUGACUGUGAAAGCAACAGAUAAAGACAUCGGUAUAAAUGCUGAAGUAACGUACACUAAAGCUGUAAAUACAGAAUACUUCAACAUCGACACAAACACAGGAGUUAUUACUGUGGCAAAGGUUUUAAUGAGUGCUCCUGACAGUGUUGUAUUCCAAGUCAAGGCUACAGACAAAGGAGUUCCUCCACGAAGUUCAACUAAUGUUAUCAUUACAAUAACAAUAGCCAAUGAUGAUGGUCAGAACCCACCUGUAUGGAGUACAAAUAAUCCAGCCUUUAGUGUUAAUGAAACAAGUCGCCAGGAUACAUUGGUAGGAAGUCUAACAGCCACAUCACAAAUCAAUGGUAGUACUGGUGUCACUUUUUCGGCUAUAGCUAAUGGUCAAGCUGGAAGUCAAGUUGCACCAUUCUACAUUCAGCAAGAUCAGACAAAUCCAAAUCAAGUUAAUAUCUACAUCCUGGAUUCCUUGAACUUUGAAGAAGUUAAAUCAUACACAUUCCAACUUAGAGCAAGGGAUAAUGUUGGAGAAGUGUACAAGGAUGUUUUCCCAGUUAUUACAGUUCUAGAUCAGAAUGAUGAAAUACCUAAUUUCCGUGGAGCUGAUCCCCUGUCCACUUAUAUUGAAGCUUCUGUACAAGAAAACCUCGCCCCAGGAGCUGCAGUAACUACUGUGGCAGCUAUAGAUGAAGAUAUCAACCCUUUGUUUAAACAGCUGAAAUACUCUCUAUAUGGAGCAUAUGCACAGAACUUCAGCAUAGAUCAGACUACAGGUGCAAUAACUACUAGAUCAAGUUUUGACAGAGAAGCCUCUAUCAACCAUUACUAUUUGUUAAAUGUUCGUGUAGAUGACGGCUACCCAUCAGCCAGACCUAGUGCAAAUGGACAACCAAAUGUUGAUGUAGCCACAGUUAGAGUGAAGAUUGGAGAUGAGAAUGACAACCCACCUAAUUUUGAAAAAACUAUUUACUAUGCUAAUGUCAACGAAGAUGCCUUUAUAUCAUCCAUAGUCACAACUGUUGAAGCCAAAGAUAGAGAUGAGGCAACAUUCCAGUACAAUAUUGUCCCUGGUCCUGAAUCUUCAUUUUUCUCUAUUAAAACUCAACAGCUGGUUGGAGAAAUUGUUGUGGCAGGAAACCUGGAUUAUGAAAAUGGGGACAAAGCCUACAAUCUAACUAUCAGAGUGAAUGAUGGGAAAUAUACUGCUGAAACCUUGGUAGAAAUAACAAUUAAUGACGUGAACGACAAUCCACCAGUCUUUGACAAACCAAGUUAUGUGAUCAAUAACGUAACAGAAGAGAUGGUCUACUCACCACAGAACCCACUCAUGUUGUUACAGGCACAUGCUAUGGACCCAGACACCUUCAGACAGAAGGGUAUGGAGUACCGAAUCUCUAAUGAGGAUCCUGUCAUCGCUAACUUGUUUUCCAUUGAUGCCAACACAGGCAUUUUGAAUCUGGUCGGCAAAUUAGAUCGAGACAAACCAGAUGGCAGAGAAGUUUACCAGUUUAACUUACUUGCUAUUGAUGAGCCAGGGGAGACGAUCAGAUUAACAGGAUAUGCUACAGUACAGAUUUUCCCGAUUGACAUCAAUGACAAUAAGCCUAAGUUUAUACCUGAUAACCCAACAGGAACUGUUAACGAAAUGUCUCCAGUUGGAACUUCUGUAAUGAGAGUAAUCGCUGAAGACUAUGAUGCUGGUCUUAACGCUGAAUUUACAUUCCAAAUCAUUGGGGAUGGUACCCCAAGAACAGCCUUCAGAAUAGAGGGCGACGGACAGGUGUUUACAACAGUAGCAGACCUAGACAGAGAAAAACAUGCUCAGUACUUCUUUGUUGUCCAAGCAGUAGACAAGGGAUCUACUCCACAAACCAGUUCAGCAUCGGUCACAAUUAACAUCAUUGAUAUUAAUGAUAAUCCACCAGUGUUUAACGAGUCUGUGUACCGUGUGACCAUUCCGGAGACCCAUUCUGGCGCCAUUCUUACGAUUAAGGCUGAUGAUCCUGAUGUGGAUGAGGUGUUGAGGUAUUCCCUCAAUCAAGAUGCUUACAAACAUUUCACCAUUACAACACAAGGCAGAGAGGGUAUUAUUGGAGUGUACAAUGGCAGUAACCCUGAUUAUGAAGCAGGAGAAACAUUCUUCAAUUUAACAGCUACAGUAAAAGAUCGUGAAGAUAAAUAUACAGCAUCCACCAAUAUUCAGAUCACUAUUGAGGAUGUCAAUGAUGAGAAGCCGAUAUUUAUGAUAAAAAAUAAAGAAAUCAAUAGGGAUGAAGGAGACGCCACUGCAGUCAACUCGGAACUAGCCACAUUUACCGCUACCGAUCGGGAUACCGGCCUAAACGGUGAAAUCAGCUACUUCAUUGGAAAAGACCCCAGAGAUGAAAAUCCAAAAGAAUAUUUUAAAUUGGAGGAAUAUACUGAUCCUACAACUUCUAAACUGUCUGCAAGAAUCAGACUAAAUAAGCUGCUUGAUAGAGAACAUAUUGCUAAACAUACUGUGUAUAUUUUGGCUAUGGACAAAGGAGUUCCUAGUUUGACCGGUACUGCGACCUUGACCGUCAGUGUAAACGACAUCAAUGAUGAGUUUCCAAAAAUCAAAGGCGUACCCUAUGCUAAAAUAAUGGAAAAUGCACCAAUCAGUACUCUUGUAACAACUGUGUUGGGUGAAGAUCCUGAUCUACCUAACAAUGGGCCUCCUUUUGGAUUUGAUGGAAUACCCUGCACUAGCCAAGAUCAAGCACAGUGUAAAUUUGAUGUCAACUUUAUGGCAGCAUUGGAUGGUGGAAAUGGAGGAGCUCAAAUCAAAUCAAAAGAAGUCUUUGACAGAGAGGUUAAGAAGUUUUAUUACCUACCCAUUAAAAUGUGGGAUAAAAGAGGAGUUUCAAAUGUACUGAGCCAGACUGGUACCAAUACACUUACUAUUGAGAUAGGGGACAUUAACGACAACCCACAUGGACCAGGAACUCAGAAUAUACAUGUGUAUAAUUACAAAGGAAUGUUUAGGAAUAUUGAGAUUGGAGCUGUAAACUACGCUGAUUUAGAUGACCAUGACAUUGACGAUAAGACCUUUGUUGGCCCUGAUAAUUAUCAGAAAUUUUUCAGUGUUAACCGGGAGUCUGGGAUGAUAACUAUGCUUCAUAAUGUACCAACUGGCAAAUGGACAUUUAAUGUAGAUGUGUCUGACAGAGUCGAUAAGCUAACCACAAAAUCCUCUGUUACAGUAACGAUCGAAGAAAUGCCAGAGGAAGCACCAUAUAAAUCAGGAUCUGUUAGACUCUCAGGUACAACACCAGAAGAAUUUAUUACACCAGAUAGUGAAGGGCUGUCACCUUACGAUAAAUUUAGAACACGUCUUGCUAAUAGCCUUGGAGCAGAAAAAGAGAAUGUACAGAUGAUCAGUGUUUUAAAGAAAGACGAUUUCACAGAUGUCAGGUUCUCUGCUCACGGCUCACCAUAUUACUCCAACACCAAAAUGAAUGGAGCUGUACUUAAAAACAAAAACGGAUUUGCCCAAGAUGCAGGUGCUACCAUUGAAAUGAUCAACAUUGACGAAUGUUUAAAGGAAACUUGUGAAUCUGGCUGUUACAACUUCCUUAAAGUGACAGGCAAACCAAACUUGGUGAACGUCAGGGGGAGCGCAAUUGUUGGCGUGGAGACAUUUGUUCAAGGGAAGUGUGGAUGUCAUGAACCAGUCAGUCAGACGGAGUGUGAUCCUACAUAUUGUUAUAAUGGAGGAACAUGCAAAAAAGAUUAUUGGAAUGUUUUGAGCUGUGAAUGUUCAGCAGGAUUUGAUGGACCACGAUGCCAGUCGACACGUCAUGGUUUUGACGGAACUGGUUAUGCCUUGUACAAACCUUUAGAACAGUGUGAAAACUCUGAAACUAGUAUAGAGUUCAUUACUUCAAGUGAUAAUGGGCUACUUAUGUAUAAUGGUCCCGUGUCAGAUAAUUUCCAACCUCAGGAUUAUAUGUCCUUGGAAUUGGCAGGGGGUUACCCAAUUCUAAAAAUAGACCAAGGAUCAGGAGAACAGACACUGUCUAUAAAUAGUCCCUCACUGAAUGGAGGCAAUAAACUCAGUGAUGGUAAAUGGCAUCAUAUUAAUAUCAGGAGAAGAGGAAAGUUGAUCACCUUGACUGUUGAUUAUUGUAAGGACAUUGCACCGAAUACUGAUGGCAUUGUGGAUGAUAGAUCUAUAUGUGAGGUGACUAUGUCAACUCCUGGUGAAAAUAUGUUCCUGAAUGUGAAUGCACCAUUACAGUUGGGUGGAAGACAAUCACAACCAAACCUACCAGCUGGAAUUACAACUAACAAGUUCAAUGGAUGUGUUAGAAAUUUACGACACAACAAUGAAUUAUAUGACCUGUAUACUGGUUCUGGUACCUACCCAGGAAGUUUUGAUGGUUGUCCAAAGGAAGAUGAUGCCUGUCAAAAGAACAGUGUAAACCUACCCAAGAAAUGUGGAGAUAAUGGUGACUGUCAGAUUACUGAUUUAGCCACUGGUACAACUAUCUGUAUAUGUAAUAGUGGAUGGAGAGGGGAUACUUGUGAUAUACAAACCUCUAUAAAAGAUCUAAAUGGAAUUGGAAGUUAUAUGGACUGGACCUUAGAGUCAACCUUCCAGAGUUUGUUAUCACACUGGGAUACAGAUGUCCAUGUAAUGUACAGAACAAGAGACACUGACGGAGUUAUCUUCCAUGUCUCUUCAACAUCCACCAAUGAAUUUGUCAGGCUUGAGAUUGUAGGCAAUCAUCUGCAGGUGUUAUAUAAUUUGGGCGAUGGGAAUCAUGUAGUUAGUCUGGACAGAGUAAUGGCAAGUGAUGGACAAUGGCACAAAGUUCUCAUUAAAAGGCGAGGAAAAUUCUUAGCCCUGGCCAUGGAUAAUGGAGAAGGCCCUCGAUACUCAGAAACACAAGGGCCAGAUUAUGGACAUCAUUUGAUGCCUAUAAAAAAUGACCAGAUUUACGCCGGAGCAGCCUUAACUUAUACCCACAACACAAUCACUGUUUCAAAUGAAAAAGAUCUUAACAGUACUUGUUUGAAUGAUAUUAGAUUGGCCAAUAGCUGGUUCCCUAUGACAGCAGGGGAAAGUCAACAAAAUGUCAACAUUAAACUUGUAAAUCAGCAGAAAGUUACUGAUAACUGUGUAAGGAAUGACUGUUUUCCCUCUGCAUGCCAACUUCCAUUUGUCUGCCGUCCAUUGUGGGAGAAAUAUGAAUGUGUCUGUCCUCUCCACUACAUUAAACAAGGCAGUACCUGCAUGCCCUACGACUAUUGUAUGAUUGACACCCCCUGCCACCCUGAUGCUGAAUGUGUCAAUGACCCUAAAAACGAGUAUGGAUAUGUUUGUAACUGUCACUCUGGAUGGAACGGACGGACUUGUUACACUCUGAUGAUAGUUGAUACAGAUUCUGCUGGCGUUGGGGCUUGGAUUGUGGCACCCAUAUUAGUUAUUCUUUUGAUAUUGGUCAUUGCUGCCCUUCUUUGGUGGAAGUGUAGGCAAACAGAUGAGGGACUGAUUGAGGAUGACGAAAAGGAAGAUUACGAAGUGAGGGAAAAUGUGAUGGAUUAUGAUGAGGAAGGAGCAGGUGAAGAUGAUUAUGAAGGUCAUAUACAAGGAAUGGGCAGAUUACCAGAUCAUUCUCAUUUUGAUAAGCCUGUCAAUGUUAAUCAUCUAGGCAAAAGUGCUCCACCACCAGGGGGACCAGGUAUUGGUGAUUUUAUUGGUGACAGACUGGAUGAUGCUGACGAUGAUUCAGGUGCACCACCAUAUGAUACAAUGAAAGGAUUUGAUUAUGAGGGAGGCGGUAGUGAUGCUGGGUCUCUGAGUUCUCUGAAUACCUCCACGUCAGGAGGUGACCAAGACUAUGACUAUCUUAAUGAAUGGGGACCUAAGUUUGCCAAGCUAGCGGACAUGUACAAUAAAUAUGAUGAUUCAGAUUAGAUUGAAAAAGUGCAUAGAAUGAAUGUGCCAAGCUUGCUAGAGUAGAACUCAUGCAUAUGAAUAUUCAUGCAAAUUGCACAUGAUCAAAUCAGUGGCAGCUGCAUCCAUGAUUAUGCAAAUUAGAUGCAAAUAUACAUUCAGUGUGGAGAAAAUCAAAUGACUGAAAAAGUCCUUACAUGACAUAUUUUGUGAUAUAUAUUCUGGGGAAAGUAGCCAUGAAAUUCAAAUAUAUUGUAAUUAGUUUCAUUUUUAAUAUGACUUUGGUAGAACCUCCAAGAGCUAAUGUUCAACCAUAUAAAUGUUAGUUUGAAAUGUUACAUUAUUUUACUAAUUUAAAAAAAAUAAUCCUGAAAGUUUAUUAAUUACCAUUUUCAUUCUAAUACAUUUGUGUAUAGUUUUAAAACUUGACAAGUUACGUCUGAUGCCAAAUAUUUCUAACAAGUGCUCUGUAACUAAACGUCUCGUGUAACUCAUUAUAUCAUAAUGAAACUAACAUUCCAGAUACAUUGUCUCUUGAAAUUUUAUUUUAGAGCUAUUGAUAUUCUUAACAAAUCACACGCAUGUAAUACAUUAGAGCUUAAAAGUAUUUAUUUUUGAUUUUGAAAAUUACCAUGUUAUCAUAUGAACAAGGAGGUUACAAUGUAAAACCAUACACAUUUUGUUCUUUUCACAUUUUCAGGAUAUUAAGAUGAAUCUCUAUAUUUUAACCAUUUUUGUAUGAAUGAUUUUUUAAAAGAUAAAAUGUAUCGAUUACAUAUCAUUGUUGGUAAUGUUGAUCCAGUGAAAUCUCUCUUUUAUUCAAUCAAGAAUAAAAAAAAUCUUUAUUUUAAAUUUCCAUUUUUUUAAAGGAAAUUAUAUCCCAAUAUGUGAAUGAUAUUUUUAUAAUAGUAUACUAAUUUAUAGAAAACAUUGUUGAUAAAAAUUAUCUGUAUGAAUAAAAGAAAGAUUUCACUGAAAUUUCAUUUCGCCAAUUAUUCCAUUAUUCAUUUGUUGUAGAUAAUAUUUUUAUUGCUAUGAGACAAUUUGUAAAUAAAUGUAAACAUAUCAUAUGACUACUUUAUUACCAGUAUUUUUGGUGGAGAUGAUGUGUAGAAUUAAAGAAUUAGAUCCCAUUUGAUAUAUGGUAUUAAAUAGAUUUUAUACCAGGAUUGAUAUAUAUAUAAAUGUAUAUGGUAAUGUCUCUCUGACAUUAUUGGAAAUCCAAUUUUGUAGGAUAUACUAUGAAAAUAUUCCUUCAUAAUUCAGAAAAUAUUUUGAUAUUGCUGUACUAAUUAUUAUCAAAAGGAGAGAGUGUCUAUCAAGAAAUGCAAUUUUUAUACUAUUGAAGUAAUUUAGGCUGUAAUUGUAAAUGUCAUUCUAAAGUCCUUAUUGACUACUUGAUAAUAUUUUGUUAAUUCUCCACUCAGAAUCUAAGGCAUUCUGUAUAAUUUUCAAAAGCGUACACCAAUAUGUUGUGAUUGGCUUACAACAUUUUGAACUAAAUGAAUAGAAAAAAUAGAUUUUUUAUAUUAUAUACUGUAAAUCACUAAUUCAUUAUAUAUUAGAACCAUUGGUGCAGAUUUUAUUUAGAUAUUUAUCUAUCUUUUUGUAUUGUGAUUGUAAUUAUUCUGAGCCAAUUUGUUCUGAAUUUAUUACAUAUAUAUUGUUGGAUGUUACUGUCUGGAAAUAUCGAUUAUAGAACUGGUACCCUUUCCGCCUAGAGUUAUCUCCUAUUAAAAAGGGUUGUAGACAAUUUUAUUUUGGGCUGAUAAUCUCUGUGUAAGAAAAGGUUUCAAACUUUAUGAAUAUAGAGCUGAUAUUUAUAUUUCUGUCCUAAUUAUAACUGAAGUAUUAUAAUACCAGACAAAAAGAUAGUAUAUACAUGUACCUUUGUCUUGGAACUAAAUAACACUCUUGAGUAUUGCUGCUUCUGUAAAAAUUACAUAGAAUAAGGACUAUCCCAUUAAAAUAUAUGAGGGAAGGAAGGAAGGGAAGUUGUAACUAUUGAAUAUGGGUCUUGGCUCUUUUUUCAGUAUGCACCUUAACUAUUAUGCAAAAUUAUUUAAAAAAAUGGUUCUUUGUUGUAGGGAUAUUUUCAAAGGUCCUUUCUACCCUCCCUCAUACAUUUUAAUGUAAUAGCCCUAAUGAUACUACAAAUAAUUUUCCAUGUGACAUGGUAUAUCCACCAAUAUAAUAAUGUAUUAGCACUCCUAAAGUGCUUUUUGUUGUGAAUCUGCUUAUGCUUUCAGUUUUAUGUAAAUUAUGCACAAUCAGCAUUUUUAUUUUUAUUGCUAAUAGAUUUGAGUUUAUUUGAAAUAAAUCUCUAGUUAAUUUUGUGAUAAUUAUUUUCAUGUAUAAACUAACUUUUGAUAUGUCAGUUUAACUUUAUAACAAAUAAGUUCACAGGUAAAGCCUGGAUUUUUUAUUUGAAGAAAAUAUUCCCCCCUUUUUUUUAAAAUGGCUGGAUCCACCUCUGCUUAGUAAUUCAUAAUAGAUGGAUCAAGAUUCUAUAAACAGAGAUUUACAAUUAUUAUUAUAAUAUCUGGAAAUUCAAUUAUAAGCAAAACAUAUUUUUUAAGACUUCAAUGGCAAAUAUAUGCAUUUUUUUAAGACUUCAAUGGCAUGAACAUAUAUAAUUUAUUUUUUGACAGAAAUCCAUUUAUAUUCAUUCCCAUGGUAACAGUUAAUCAAAGGUUGUGAUUAUUGUUUUUUUACUUAAGCCAAUUUAUACACGUCAUUAUUUAGAAUUACGUAAAUUAUGUUCUGUUUAUAAACAUGAUUGGUCUAGAGAAAUUAAAUUUUUCUAAUAUA
Mytilus trossulus (common blue mussel) is the source of this 11742-nucleotide messenger RNA. Its product is annotated as neural-cadherin-like. The transcript has 35 exons. Lineage: Eukaryota; Metazoa; Mollusca; Bivalvia; Mytilida; Mytilidae. Gene Ontology annotation, molecular function: cadherin binding; calcium ion binding. Bases 250 to 8952 code for a protein of 2900 amino acids. Gene Ontology annotation, biological process: cell-cell junction assembly; multicellular organism development; homophilic cell-cell adhesion. The record is from RefSeq and is a predicted model, not a curated record. Gene Ontology annotation, cellular component: catenin complex; adherens junction; plasma membrane.